AUGAAUCCAGAGAACAAGCCUGUGAGUUUUACGACAACAAAGCAUGUUGUCAAAGAGGCAGCUGCUGGUCGUCUUUUAGCCGAGGCUUUCAUUUCCGAUUGUGAAAGAACUUGGGGGAAAGGAAAACGUGUCUCACAAAAAAGGAAGAGGUACGGUGAUGACAGUGAAGACACCAGUCCGCCUACAGUUGUUACGGCAACCAGAACAAGUUCCGUCAUCAACAUUAUUCAAAGUAGCAAGAGUGGCGAACCAAAGGGCCACAGCAGCGCAAACAGUAUAGAAUUUCAAUAUUUGUCGGAUGAUGACGUGCCUCCAUCUUCACAAACAACGCUGGCCGAAAAACUUCAGUGGAAGGCAGUUCCUCGCGGCGACGAUAGACGGCCUGGUCUCUCAAUAUUUAUGAACCUCAUUUCAGUUCUAGGAGGUAUAUGGAAAUGCUACAUUGUAUUUCAUUAAUUAAUUUUCCUUCUUUUUAUUUUAG
Molecule: messenger RNA, 481 nt
Organism: Daphnia carinata
Lineage: Eukaryota; Metazoa; Arthropoda; Branchiopoda; Diplostraca; Daphniidae
Exons: 4
Coding region: 1-456 (151 amino acids)
Source: RefSeq, a predicted model, not a curated record